AUGAAGUUCUUCAUCGCUGCCAGCCUCGUCGCCCUUGCGGCCGCUGCCCCCGCCACUCAGGCCGACUGGGAGGACGUCACGACGACGACCACUACCACUCCCGUCAAGGUCACCUCGACCACCACCCCCGCCGCUACUUGGGAGGACGUCACAACCACCACGAGCGCCCCAGUCAAGGUCACCUCGACCACCGCCCCGGGUUGGGAGGACGUUUCUUCCUCAACCACCCCCGUUGCCGCCUCCAGCUCGACUGGAUGGGUUGAGGUCCCUGUGGCUUCUUCCGCGGCUUCCUCUACCUGGGCCGAUGUGCCUGCGCCUUCUGCUACCUCUGCCGCCUCGUGGGUUGAGACCAGCAUCGCUGUCUCUUCCACCCCCGUUGCCCCGGUCUCCUACACCCCAACUAAGCCCGCUGUCGGCGAGUACACUGGUGCUGCUUCCAAGGGUGCCGCUGGUGCUGGUGCCAUCGCUCUGGCUGGUCUCGCCAUGAUGCUGUAA
Molecule: messenger RNA, 495 nt
Organism: Cyphellophora europaea CBS 101466
Lineage: Eukaryota; Fungi; Ascomycota; Eurotiomycetes; Chaetothyriales; Cyphellophoraceae
Exons: 1
Coding region: 1-495 (164 amino acids)
Source: RefSeq, a predicted model, not a curated record